This is a messenger RNA of Sitodiplosis mosellana (orange wheat blossom midge), 1203 nucleotides long. It is a transcript of the gene twr, whose product is annotated as signal peptidase complex catalytic subunit SEC11A. The record is from RefSeq and is a predicted model, not a curated record. NCBI's taxonomy places the organism in Eukaryota, Metazoa, Arthropoda, Insecta, Diptera, Cecidomyiidae. Bases 196 to 759 code for a protein of 187 amino acids. Gene Ontology annotation, cellular component: signal peptidase complex; membrane. Gene Ontology annotation, molecular function: serine-type endopeptidase activity. The transcript has 5 exons.
GACACAAUUUGACACUUCACAAUGCAACAUUUCUGACGUGGUAAAUGCCCAAAUGAAACAUUGUAUUGUAAAAGUAUGCAAUAUACUUUCGUCAGCAAAUCGGUACCGCAAACAACAUAAGAAUAACACAUCAUCUGGCCCGAUAGGUUUUUGUCGCUCGAGAAACGGAAUAAAGGCAUUUUUUAUCAGAAAAUCAUGGGUGUUUUUGAGCAACUGAGUGUGAGCUCUUUAUUUAAAGAUGUUCAACGUAUGGAUAAACGACAACAUCUGUAUCAAUUCCUUAGUUUUGGUAUGAUUGUUUCGUCAGCGUUGAUGAUCUGGAAGGGAUUGAUGGUUGUUACGGGAAGUGAAUCACCAAUUGUGGUCGUAUUAAGUGGCAGCAUGGAACCGGCAUUCCAUCGUGGUGAUCUGUUGUUCUUAACCAAUUUCCGCGAGGAACCAGUACGCGUCGGUGAUAUUGUUGUGUUCAAAGUGGAAGGCCGAGACAUUCCCAUCGUACAUCGAGUCAUUAAAUUGCACGAAAAAGAAAAUGGCACUGUCAAAUUCCUGACGAAAGGCGACAACAACUCGGUCGAUGACAGAGGGUUGUAUGCUCCAGGCCAAUUGUGGCUCACAAAGAACGACAUUGUCGGUCGAGCUAGAGGUGUCUUGCCGUAUGUCGGAAUGAUAACGAUAUACAUGAACGAAUAUCCAAACUUUAAGUAUGCCAUUCUGGGUAUCCUAGCGUUGUAUGUGCUCUUACAUAGAGAGAGCGACUAGAUUCCAUGCUCAGAAUAAUCGUAGAACAUUCAACACAAGUCCACACACAUUUAUAUUUUUUUUUUAAAUUUUGAUCCAACUCAUUCACCAAAUCCGACGUAAUCGAUAUUGUCGGGAGGAUUCAGUCAAAGAACACGUACGAAGCAAAAUCAUUUCGACGAGAUAAUUUACAUUAAGUUCACAAAGCCGACUUUGAAGAGAAAAACAAAAGAAUAUAAUAAUUAUGAAAUGCAUGUAAGAGAAAAGAAAGAAAAAAAAUACACACACAAUGAAGAAGCUAAAUGUAAAUAAAUUUGUUUUUUAGUUACGGAAGGAAAAAAAGUUAAUUAAGUAAAAAAGAAAUAAGUUUACUUGUAACAUGUAACAUGUAAUCUUCAUUUAAAUAGGUCACGCAUUCAAUUUUCCGACCUUUUAAAAAAUAAAUCUAUUGAAUGGCGAUACAAA